Molecule: messenger RNA, 1696 nt
Organism: Lactuca sativa (garden lettuce)
Lineage: Eukaryota; Viridiplantae; Streptophyta; Magnoliopsida; Asterales; Asteraceae
Product: beta-glucuronosyltransferase GlcAT14B
Cellular component (GO): membrane
Molecular function (GO): glucuronosyltransferase activity
Source: RefSeq, a predicted model, not a curated record
AUGACCGGUGGAUUUUCGAAAUUAAACCCUCCAUCGUCCAUACGCUUGUUGAAUUCUAAACAAAGAGAUUGACAAUUUUACUUAAACUUAUCAAUCAAGAACAUAACUGAAUCUUUCGUCUUGUUUAUGUGCAAAUUCUAAACCAGAGAUGUCAAUUUACUAUAACCUGAAACCCUAAUCCAACACUAAACCCUUUUCAAGAAUUUGAAAUCCCUAUGUUCCAGCAUAACGGAAUCAGAAUCAAAGUUAUCUCCAUGGGAUUGGGAGCCGAGAAGAAAUGGCUUUUCACUCUCUUCACCGCUGCAAUCAUCUCUCUGCUACUCUUCAUCUCCUCGAUCUUUGGUUUCAGUGCUUCAUACGCCUCACACAAAUCCUUCUCCUCCACCGUCCACCGUGGGACUAGUCACCCUCCAUCGUUUUCCUACUACAUAUCCGGCACUGGCGGAGACGCCGACAGGAUUUUCCGGUUGUUGUUGGCGGUGUACCAUCCCAGGAAUCGGUAUUUGUUGCACAUUGGGACAGAAGGUUCUGUCGAUGAGAGGAAGAGGUUGGCUGAGUUGGUGAAGUCAGUACCAGUGAUUAGGGCUUUUGAUAAUGUGCAUCUAAUUCAGAACCCUGAUCCAACAACGGAAAUGGGCGCGAGCAAUAUCGCCGCCAUUUUACAUGCUGCAGCGAUUCUGUUGAAGAACGGUGGUGAUUGGGAUUGGUUUAUUACUUUGAGCGCAUCGGACUAUCCUUUGCUAACACAAGAUGACUUGUUUCAUGCAUUCUCCUCGAUUAGCAGAGAUGCUAAUUUCAUCGAUCAUACCAGUGACCUUGGAUGGAAGCAAGAUCAAAGGAUUCAGCCGAUUGUAGUUGAUCCAGGGAUUUACUUAGCAAGACGAACCCAAAUCUUUAGGGCUACUGAAAAACGACCUAUGCCAGAUGCCUUCAAAGUUUUCACAGGGUCUCCAUGGGUGAUUUUGAGCCGAUCUUUUCUUGAAUAUUGUGUUUUUGCGUGGGAUAAUCUCCCUCGAACACUUCUUAUGUAUGUUAACAACAUUGUUUUGGCCCAAGAAGUUUACUUCCAUACUGUAAUCUGCAACUCACCUGAGUUCAAGAACACAACCAUCAACAAUGAUUUGAGAUUCAUGGCAUGGGAUAAACCCCGAAAGAUGGAACCCAUGUUUCUCAAAAACUCAAACUACAAGAACAUGGUUGAAAGUGGAGCUGCUUUUGCAAGAAGGUUUGAUGAGAAUGAUGCAGUGUUAGACAUGAUUGAUAGUAAUAUUUUAACCCGCAAAAGUGGGCGGGUUGCACCAGGGUCAUGGUGCACGGGUCAUAGGAACUGGUUCAUGGACCCGUGUUCUCAUUGGGGUGAUGUUAAUGUCUUGAAACCAAGUCAUGAAGGUAAGAAGUUUGAUCAGUUGAUAAAGAAAAUGGUGGAUGAUUCGAGUUUAGAGUUGAAUCAGUGCAAAUGAAAGUGGAAAGUGGAAACAUGUCAAAUGGUUUAAAGAAAGAUUAAUCUUUCUUUUUUUGUAAUUCAUGAGGUAAAGAUUGAAGCUUUGUUAUUUGUUAUGGUGUGAAGGUGCAUCAUGAUUUUGUUUAUUUUGUUUAUUUUGUUUAUUAUGAUUAUGAUUUUGAUUUGUUCAAGUAUGAUAGGAAAUUGUGAUAAAGGGGAAUGGGAUUAUGAAAUCAAGAGUUGUUUUGUUGUAAA